CGACAAAUCGCAGCACCGCCGUCUUGAUCGCUGCCUCACCAGCAACCACCGUCAGUUUAGCAUCCAGCUGGCUAAGAAGCUAACCUACAGAAACACAGAAAUAUCUGUUCAGCUUUUUGGUUAUGUGUUUCGUUUGAAUUCGCUGAAGUUACCAGUCGUCCAAGCGAUUAAAUCGAAGGUCCGGUCGAAGAUGCAGUUCAUGCUGUUGUUCAGCCGGCAGGGAAAGCUGCGGUUACAGAAAUGGUAUGUGCCUCUGUCUGACAAAGAGAGGAAGAAGAUCUCCAGAGACCUGGUCCAGACCAUACUGGCCAGAAAGCCCAAGAUGUGCAGCUUCUUGGAGUGGAGGGACCUCAAGAUUGUGUAUAAAAGAUAUGCAAGCCUGUAUUUCUGCUGUGCAGUAGAGGAUCAGGACAAUGAGCUGAUUACCCUGGAGAUCAUCCAUAGAUAUGUGGAGCUACUGGAUAAAUAUUUUGGAAGUGUGUGUGAGUUGGACAUUAUCUUCAACUUUGAGAAGGCCUACUUCAUCCUGGAUGAGUUCCUCCUGGGUGGAGAGGCCCAGGAGACGUCCAAGAAGAACGUGCUGAAGGCUAUCGAGCAGGCUGACCUGCUGCAGGAGGAGGCUGAAGCACCACGGAGUGUUUUAGAAGAAAUUGGACUGACAUAAAUCAUCAGGCCGCUGCCUCGCAGAUCUGGAAAACUCCCCGUCUCUAUCCUGUCUUUUCCUAGUCACGGUGUCAGUGUUGUAUGUAUAUAAUCACCAUCUAUGUACUGUAUUAUUCUGUACUGUACUAUCCUGUAAUGUCCUUUCAAUGUGGUGCCAACUGUGGUUUUAAUGUGUCUCCUAUGUACAAGCUCCCACACUGUAUUCUGCAGUACUAUCAGCAAACUUCACUCCCCUAACUUCUUAAAAACUCCACAGAGUACAAUGUAGCGACGACAUGAAAACUUCAGCAUCAUGUUAAGAUCAUCCAUCAUCGCUGGUUUCAGAGUUCUGUAUGUGCUGUUUGGCUUAAAACGACUUUCUGUGGUGCUGUUGAAGCUCCAUUUGGCGUAUUACCAUAACAUCAAGUCACAGAGCUAAGUGUACGAUUUCAAGACACGUGAGUAUUCAGUGAUCACUGAAAAACCCAGAAGACCUUUGUUCUGAAUUCGUUUCCACAAUCCUCUUGGACUUUUCUAUCCAUCUGAAUGGAAAAAAAAAAAAAGUUUUGUCCACUGUGCUAACCCAGGAAGGUGGAAAGAACACAUAUCCUCUUACAAGUCCGGUUCACACACAAAUUGAGAAAGGAGGUAUGUAAUUUUUGGGCUAUUAUGUUUGGAUUACAAAACAGGUACAACUUUGGAUGCGGGUUAAAAAAAAAUCAGUAUUUUCAUGCAAUGGACAGAAUAUUUGUUUCAUCCAUAUGGUUAGAGGAGACUUUGAAGACUUCAGAUCAGCCCUAAGUGUUGCCAAAUGACCUGACCUGAGGUAUUUAUUUUUCAUCUGAUGUCCAGCUCUGUGACUCAAAAGUAAUGGUAACUCAUGAGCGGCUGCAACUGGGGCUGGUGCUGUUAUGGGAACCACUGAUACUGUUACAAUCAUUUAUACUCGGGUUAAUUUAUACGACAAAUUCAGUGAAAUUAAACAAGACCUGUAAUCGGUGUCAGUGUACACCUCAAGUCGGUUUAUGUUUGGUGAUUCUUCUCCAGGAAUUAACCAUUUCGUAUUUCUUUUUAAAGACCAGUUGUUUGUCUUUGGUAAAUAUUUUGUGUAGUUAGUGUCUUGUUUGUUUAAACUGUCAUUCUGUUCUUUGUUUUUCUGCCAAUUGACUAAUUUUCCUGACGUUUAACACUUAAGUUUGUAAUGGCCUCCAGAGAUAAAUCUCAGGUCAGUCUAUUAGUCUUAGGUCAGGAUAGGAUGGUAAACCCAAAUAAAAGAGACACUUAUUUUAUGUAAUAUGAUAGUUUGGCUUACUCUUUAAGACUAACAUAUGACCAAAGAACACUGUGUUUUACCUUCUCAGUGGUGUCUGUGGAAGGCUAGCAUGACAUUAAAAGGGAUUUGGAACUGCAGGGUGUGUGAUGAAACGGAGAUUGUUUGGCCACAAUACACCAGUAUUAUGUAAUUAUUUCAAUGCAGGUCAGUACCGAGUUUCUUUAUGGGGUAGGAACGGACGAAGAUGAACUGCACAUAUCAGGGUAAACCAUUCAUAUUCAUCACUGUCAGCUUGUUCACUUGUCAUUAGAAUGCAAGAAAACAAGCCAACAGGUAAAGAACUGAUUCUUAUCCCAAAUUGUAUGGCAGUCACAUUUUUUUAUCUGCUGUCUUAAAUCUUCAAAGUGUUUUUGUUGAACAUUCAUAACUAAUUAUUUAAGUUCAUCUUUGAUUUGAGCAAAAAAAAAAAAACAACAAAUGACUUUUGUAUUGAACACUGCCAACGCAUAUGCCAACAUUUUUUCUUAUAUUUGAAAGUUAACAAUAAAUGUACUGAAAAAGAAAA
This is a messenger RNA of Scatophagus argus, 2480 nucleotides long. RefSeq names its product AP-1 complex subunit sigma-2-like. Lineage: Eukaryota; Metazoa; Chordata; Actinopteri; Scatophagidae. Gene Ontology annotation, biological process: vesicle-mediated transport; intracellular protein transport. The transcript has 5 exons. The coding region runs from base 191 to 664 and encodes 157 amino acids. Gene Ontology annotation, molecular function: clathrin-cargo adaptor activity. Gene Ontology annotation, cellular component: AP-1 adaptor complex; intracellular membrane-bounded organelle; membrane coat. The record is from RefSeq and is a predicted model, not a curated record.